Drosophila ficusphila is the source of this 463-nucleotide messenger RNA. RefSeq lists its product as uncharacterized. NCBI's taxonomy places the organism in Eukaryota, Metazoa, Arthropoda, Insecta, Diptera, Drosophilidae. The transcript has a single exon. Bases 98 to 226 code for a protein of 42 amino acids. The record is from RefSeq and is a predicted model, not a curated record.
UCGACGCCAAGGAAUCGGACGUGAGAAGGGAGCGAAGCCCGGAAGAGUAGGAAAACAGGAGGAAAAUCAGGGGGAUUCCCCAUCAUCCCAAAAGGACAUGCCCUGGCAAGGACCUCGCUCGCUGUGGCUGCACUGCCGACGGAACUGGCGAAGAUGUGGAUAUGGAAGUGGCAGCCCGAGAAUCCAGUUCUCGGUUGCUUGGACUCGAUAUCAGCGGAUUCUUUAAAUCCGGAUCUUGAAAGGCGACGGGCGUAGUUCUUAUCGCUACGCCCUGCUAUUAUAUCUCUAAAUGAACCUAAAGAAUAUCAUAGCAACAUCAUAUCAAUCCAUAUCGAUUAGACCCUUUUAGACCCUAUGAUUAGGCAAUUGUUUUAAUUAUGGUAUUGUUUUGUAUUUGAAAGGAAAAUGAAUGUGAUUUUACGUAAAUAAAAGAAAUUACUUGUAAUUUAAUAAGCUCCUAAAA